AUGACGGCGGCGCUGUCUGAGCGUUUAUUACCAGCAGGAGAGACGCAAAGCAUCGGAGAACCUCGAGUGGCGUGGCGUUCCUGUGGGGUAGGAGCAGCGGGCAGGGAGAAAGGCUGGCAGAUGGCGAGCAGCUCCCUCUUGAGACUGUCGCCUCCCAGGCUGGCGAUCUCGUUGCCUCCAGCCGACGCGUUUGCGGCGUCUGCUGACGGCAAAAGCUGCGGCAGCCCGCAGGGGAAGCCACGCAUGAGCGGCUGGCGCUCCUUCACGGAACUAAAAGGCAGCGUCUUCAUGUCUCGCCGCCUCUGGAGGACGGUGUCUUUCUACUGGGCAAUCGCCGCCGUCACAGCCCUCAUCGUCGUCACCUGCGAGCCAGUGAGUGGCGACUCUAGCGAUGCAUUUGCGGCAUGCAUGCAACCCCUAAAAGCCCCAGAAGGAGAACGGCCGACGCCUGCUACUGAGUCUCAGCUCUGUGGAACGCCGUGUCUGUCACUGCCGACUGAGUGUGCGUCUAAUGCGCAGGCUGCAUCCUCUUUGCGCUUUGGAGGAUUGCAAACGCUCGUAGACGGCCUUUCAACCCUCGUCGGAUUCUUGCUUGGACUCUUCGUCUCGACAUCCUUGUCGCGCUGGUGGGCUUUGAGGCAGCAACUCACGCUUUUCUCCGCUGCAGUGUACGACAUCCUUAUUCUAGCCUGCUGCCACCUCGAGACGCGUGCUUCGCAGCAGCCAGUGCAGCGAACAACGCAGCAGCCGGUGCAGCGGGAUAGCCACAGCAGCGACAAGGAGAAGGAAGCAGCUGUGAAUUUGCAGUUCCCCUUGCGACUGCAGCAAGGCCCCUUUGGCACAGCUCCAGAUGCACCAGACCUCUAUUGGUGCUCGAGCCGUUUUCGCAUCUUGCGGCGGCUGUUGCGUUUGGGGUGUGUGAGCUUCCAUCUCGUUUUCGACGCUGCGCAAGGCAGGAACGAACUGCAGUAUCUCCUCCGUAGGGCGCUGCUCCCGUGGCUGUCUAUGGCGAGCUGUGGCACCGAGCUAGCCAGGCGGGAAAAACUGCUUUUCGCCCCCAAUGCCACGCGAAGGUGGACCGAGAUCUGCUCGCGUGGAUCUUCAUGCGUCUCGCAGUGCCUCGCUUACGUGAGAACUCCGCUGCCGUACUCCUACGUGCACCUGCUCAUGAUCAUGGUGCUUAUUACCAACACCCUCUCAGCUGUGCUCUCUGGCCUCGCAGCAGGCAGCAGUUUCUGCCGUCUCCAGGAGGUUUGGGGGGGAAGUCUCGUGGCGGGAGAGGAGACACCCGUGGCAUCGAGCGCAGUGCUAGGGCCUGCAGCAGCAGCAGCAGCGGCUGCUGCUGCUGCUGCUGCUGCUGCUGCUGUCAACAAAAACAGCGGACACCUACUUACUCCUGUCGUUAGGCCGCACGUGUGGGAGGCGGUUCAGGGUCUGUGCAUGCACUUGGUGCUGCUCCUUGUGCUUCCUACAUUUUAUCACGGCAUCAUCGACCUUGCACAGAGGAUAAACAAUCCUUUCGGGGAUACCUCCAUCAGCUUCCCCAGAGAUCUGUACGUACAGCAGCUGGAGGCAGAAGGUCGCGCCUUCUGCGUGGCUGCUGCGGCUGCAGGAUGGUCUAACGUGUGCGAAUCGCAACAGCAGCAGAAGGAACGAGAGUGGGGUUUUAACCCGAGGCUCACGCACGAGGAGAUUGCUGCAGAGACUGCAGCUGACGCACUCCAGCUACGCUACCUUAUACAGCAGCAAGAGGUGGCUGCGGGUAGACCAGCCCUAUACACAACACGACGAAAGAACAAGCAGGAAUCGACGCUGGCAGCUUUCCCCUAA
Molecule: messenger RNA, 1830 nt
Organism: Cyclospora cayetanensis
Lineage: Eukaryota; Apicomplexa; Conoidasida; Eucoccidiorida; Eimeriidae
Exons: 7
Coding region: 1-1830 (609 amino acids)
Molecular function (GO): chloride channel activity
Source: RefSeq, a predicted model, not a curated record